This is a messenger RNA of Anguilla rostrata (American eel), 1668 nucleotides long. RefSeq lists its product as uncharacterized. Gene Ontology annotation, molecular function: DNA binding. The record is from RefSeq and is a predicted model, not a curated record. The transcript has 11 exons. NCBI's taxonomy places the organism in Eukaryota, Metazoa, Chordata, Actinopteri, Anguilliformes, Anguillidae. Bases 118 to 1035 code for a protein of 305 amino acids.
AAUCACUGCACAGCUGUUGGAAUCGUACGCUCUAUGGUUGGAACUUGGAAGUGGACCUGGAGAAGCAGAAGGGCCAAGGCGAUGGACCGUUAUGUGCUCAUUUUCGUAUAGAGACCAAUGCAACCAGUAUUAGUUAAAGAUUUGCGGAAAAUAAAAAAAAUGUUGCUAGAUAACGAACUAGUUGGACUUGUGGACCAUGGCUCGGCAACCCAAAAACCACCCAAACAUGGAUGGAAAAUGUACCCUGCUAGAGUAUUGACUGUAAACGAUGAUUUAGAGACAAUUAAAGCAGAAAUGGAGUGGCUGGAAGGUGUGGAUCCAGAAGACCAUCUAGGGAUUACACCAAGGAGGAGGAAAGUUGGCAAAGAUGAAGUGGUGGAUGAUGAUGAGCCUAGGAAAGCCAAAGAGAAAAGAAAAAAUGUAGAGCUGGACUCUGUUUUACAAGAAUAUGAAGAGGAGCGGAGAAAGGACAAGGCAACAAUACAAAAGCUGAGAGAACAGGUGGAUUCUCAACAGAAUGAAAUAAGAAGACUGCAGAACCUCAUCCUCAAUUUGCAGGAUGGCGUCUCGUCCCUCAUAAAGGACACAAUAGAAAAAUCAACGCAACAGUUUGCUCCAAGGCACUCUGUUAAGAUGACAGAUCUGCAGGCAUCACCAUCUUUUCCAGCAGCCAGUGCUGACAACAAGGCGGAGGUGCAAGAAACCAUGACUGUCAAGAACCUGAACGCGAGGUUGGCUGUCAAAAAGGCGUUGACGUACAAGAAGAUGACCAGGACACUAAUGACGGCCAUGUUUCCUCUGGAAACUCUCCUGAAGAGUUCCGUCACUGGGAAAAAGCUCCAGAAUGGCGAGCCCAGGCCCGCAUUAGACCCAGCCAAAGUAAAAUCAAUCAUAGACGAAGUUAAGAAAAGGUUUGUGCACGCGAAUGACACCGACAUCAAAGCUUGCAUGGCCCAGAAGUUGAAGGACCUGCGCCAGUGCGGUCGCAGUGAUGGAUCUGCACUGUACCUCUGUCAGUAUGAAAUUGAAAGUUAAGCUAAGGGCAGAGCUCGACACGAGAAGUCUCUGUUUCAUCUCUUGGAGCGAAUCAAUAAUGUAUGGAACUCCUUGCAUCUCAGAGGGAAUGCUUACAACCAACUGGAGCCCUGACAGCACCGCGGCAGUGUGGGGCUCUCCAUGUAUGAGGCUUCCAAUUAAAGACAACAUUUAGAGGAUCUCCAGGAGAACAUUUGGUGCGAGCCUCAAAGUACCACCCCCCGAGACUCUCUGACCUACUCCCCCGCAUUUUAUUGAUCUUCAGGCAGAUGUAAAAGUCUAUUGAGGUCAUCAUUCAUUUUUUAUAAUCCCAAGAAAUGUCAAAUGUGCCCUAAAAACAUAUUUAUGUCAAUUUUAAGCGUGUCAACACAAACACCGGAAAGGAUUGAUACGGUGUGUGCGAGGAGUUGAUAUUUCCUUUUGCCAAUUGUGUAUGUGAAUCUUGAUAAUACAUUUUCUGUAAUAUGUUUAUUUGAGUAAUACAUGGGAAUUGUAGUCAUUCAGUUUGAUUUUGUAGACUACAGUGAAUUCAGCUGUCCUGAUAGUAUUUUGAAUCCUGCUACCACUCUGCACCAGGAACCAAAGAUGUUCAGGCUUUUUUUUUCACUACAGCAUGUAUUUUUACUGAUUGUU